UGUCAUGCGAUAUUCUUACAUCUACAUUUAUAUCUACAUCUACAUCGUCGUCAUCCCGCCUCGGUUCCAAUGCCACCAUAAGCAAUCAACAUCAGCUUUUCCCCAUAAAUUGCCGAAACCAAAACUCAGCAACCGAUAUCAAGUUCGAUAACUCCAACGAGAGUCGUCCGAUCCCUUCGCGAUGGGAGUAUUUCAAGCCAAGAAAUUUCGAGGUAGUAGUGAUACCGGUACAUUCGCAGCAAAAUAUCGCAUAUGGAUGGCAAAACGUCCCUUUUUACUAUUCGGACUACCAUUCAUGACCGUCAUCGUAGCAGGUUCCUUCGUGCUGACACCUGCCACGGCUAUACGAUACGAAAAACAUGAUCGACGAGUGAGACAAUUGACUCGGGAAGAGGAAUUAGGAAUCAGCAAAUCAGCUCGGAGAGUGAAUAUGAAAGAUGAAUACUAUAGGCUAGCUGCGAAAGACAUCGAUAACUGGGAGCAGCAACGAGUGAAAAGACUUCCGGGUGAGCAUGAUGGCGUCCUAUAAAGAGUGAAAUCUAGAAUCGGAAUGAACCUUCAAAUUGCUCGACCAAACUCUAGGU
Annulohypoxylon maeteangense is the source of this 584-nucleotide messenger RNA. RefSeq names its product cytochrome c oxidase assembly protein COX16-domain-containing protein. Lineage: Eukaryota; Fungi; Ascomycota; Sordariomycetes; Xylariales; Hypoxylaceae. The record is from RefSeq and is a predicted model, not a curated record. The transcript has 2 exons. Gene Ontology annotation, biological process: mitochondrial respiratory chain complex IV assembly. The coding region runs from base 182 to 529 and encodes 115 amino acids. Gene Ontology annotation, cellular component: mitochondrial inner membrane.